Molecule: messenger RNA, 3471 nt
Organism: Caenorhabditis remanei
Lineage: Eukaryota; Metazoa; Nematoda; Chromadorea; Rhabditida; Rhabditidae
Exons: 13
Coding region: 1-3471 (1156 amino acids)
Source: RefSeq, a predicted model, not a curated record
AUGAAUUUAAUGAAUCUUGACCAGCCAACAAGAGCAGCUCUCGAAUACAUUGAAAAACUUCGUGAAUUAUUCCAAAGUAAACGACAGAAGCUCAACAAUGUCACUUCAGCGCUGAGACCGUCUAGUUUCCCUGAUAUUUCAACACAACAGCUAUGUGACAUUCUUAUUCGAUCUGCCUACAAUGGAGGAAAUGUGAAUGACACGUAUCGAGAUCACCUAAUGGAACUUGUUGUAGAUGAGUCUCUAACCUGGAAUCAAGUUCUCCACAGCGUCAUUAAUACUAAGGUUGAUUGUUUGUACGUGAAAAGUCAGAUGUGCGAUUUAAUACGGGAUAUGGUUGGUUUUGUACAAAUUAAAUCAUUCGAAAGCAAGGAUCAUGCUGACGCACUUAUUCCAGUAUUAAAACCAACUUUGUUGUUUUUAACAAAGUUGAUCUUGACUCUUCUUUCUGACGAAGAUGAAUUAGAUACAAUGCAGAUUAACUACGAUGAUGAAGAUCGGGCGUAUCUUAAACCUCUGGAAGCCUUGAGCGCGUUGAUUCAUGAUGAUUUAUGCGGUGCACUACUUUCAAUGCAGGAAACUUCAGAAAAAGUCACUCAGCAACUUCAACAAUGUUUCAAUGCGUUUUCAAAACUUCAUCAUUCUGAUGAAUUAUCAACUUCAUUAAUGGAACUUCUUGUUGAAAAACACGAAGAAAAUUGCAAGCCAACGGAAUAUCAGUAUAAGCCAGAAGGACUGGCCGUAUAUGAUCUCAAAAAUCCAUCUAUACGGAUGUUAGUCCCCGUAUUCUCGUGCUUCAUAAACCAUAAAUCGAGUAAACACAUGGCUAACAUUAUUCAAACAUUCGUUGAACUGAUGAGACUGCCCGGGGAUUCUGUGAUAUUCGAUCUCUUACAUGCUUCGGUUUUACUGAUGUACGAAGAAAAAAUCGAUCUAUUACAUCUUCCGAAAAAAAAUCGUCCGGAUUAUCGAUGGCAAGCAACUACUUUUUUCUAUAAAACUCUCCCUCUUAUCAUUGAACAUUUGAUCAAUGGAGGUGGGAUUACGGUUGAAGAUUUGAAAAUUGGAUUAGAGAAAGCACUAUACGAUCUAACAAUGUUACUUGAUGCCGUCGAUUUUGACUGGCAGAAUGCUUCUUAUCUCACUCUUCUCAACUCAUUAGAGCAUAUCAUCGGAGAAGAAACAUCUAAUUCAUUACGACAACGCCGCCGAGAGCAUAUGAAAAGUACUGCUACCCUUGUAGAUUUCUCCGAUACUGAUAACAAACCAAUCGAACAUUCUGAUAUUAAAAAAUUGGACGUUGCGAUAAAAGAAGUAAUGAGCAUGCAAUGCGGACAAAACGAUAAUUUUCUCAAUAUGUACGUUAAAAAAGUUAGCGACGGAGAAUUCGAAGAAUUCGAUGCAAUAACUUCUGUUUUGACAUCAGAAGGGAAACUUCUGGAAGUUGGAAGGGCUUUUGCACUGAAAAAUAAGUUUGCUCAAGCAUCAUCAAUGCUUGUCAACGCCGAGGAGCGUAUCCGAGUUUUCGACGAGACAUUCCUUCUACUUUCACGAAUCGUUAUCCGAAAUCCUGGAUUGUCAAUAAGUAUGUUUGUCAAUGGUGGUCGCGGGAAGACGGAUACAGAGUUAGCGAUGUUCUUCAAAUGGUCAAUGUGGUAUGUGAAACGAGUACCAAAGACUAGGAAAGAUCAAGAAAGAGCUGAGGAAGAACUCGUUUUGUUGAGAAAAGAAGUGGAGAUGUUGGUGCGAUUAUUGAAUGCAGAGCUUGGAAUUGAUGAAGAAGAGGAAGAGGAGGAAAACAUGUUAGAAGUAGAAGAAGGCAUCGUGAAACAAGAGACUGAAAAAGUAACUGGCAAAACUGAUGAAAAAGAGACCAAGGCAACAUUUGAAGAUGCUAAAAAUGAAGAAAUUACGGAAGAGAAAGACAAGGAACAAGAAGGAGGAGAACAACAACAGACACAGGAGGAUAAUGAUGAAGAGAAGAUGGAUACAUCGGAAGUUACUUCUGAACUUAUCGGUACGCCAGCCUCCACAGUGAAUCCAAAAGUUUCGGAUGAACCAAAAGAAACUCUUCAUCCAGUAAAUACGACCGGAAAAACAGUAAGCGAAACAACAGAAACCACAAACAAGGAAAAUAACGAACCGAUGGUUACAUGGCAUCAAAUUCACUGCCCUCUUGCCAGAAUCACCAAAAAGACAGCACGAGUUUAUCUCGCUGUGCUGAAAGGAGGGAAACCGUUCUGGCGAUCAGAUGAUCCUAAUCUGAACCUUGGUUCAAUUCUGGCGGCAAUACCGAAAAUUGGAGAACUUCUUGUAGAAGAACAUCAAGACAAAAAAUCACAUAAAGUGGAUAGAAAAGUAGUCGAAGAUCAAAUGACAAAUAUCAUUCACGGAAUUGACUCAAUGCCUUGUCUCUUCGUCUGUCUUGUUGAAUGGGUGGAUUGUGAACCUGAUUCAGCUGCUCGAACAUCACUAGCAGUUACAAUAAAGAAUGCUCUUGAGAAAAGAAUCAAUCCAUCCACGGCAUCGAUAGAAAACAAUACAAAUCUGUCUAAAUGGAAAUUCGUCAAAUCGACAGUGCUUGAAAUGAUUCAUGAAAUCAUUGAUAAAGCCAUAGUUUUUCCUGAAGUUACUUGCAAUGCUUUUAGUACAGCUCGAAGAUUUUGUCCAGUUGUUUCCAGGGAUGAGAUACCAGAUCAAGUAAAAACGAAGCAUGCAUGGAUUUAUAUGCGACAGCAACAAUGGACGAGUCCUCACGCCCUCAGAAUUCUUGAACAUUAUAACUACGCUCGAGAGUUCAAGAGUUGGUGUCAUAUGUUUAUCAGUAAAACCAUUCAAAUUCAAUGCGGGGAAAUAAUGAAAAUCUCUGUAGACAUGAUUUUAGCUGUUUGUAUGACUGAUGAUGUCAAUUUAAUAAUCAGAAUGCAAGAAAGUUUAAUGGACCAUUGGUUUAGUGAAGACGCUGGGCUUGCUCAAAUAGAUGGACGGUUCGAUUCGCUAGCAUUGACAGCUGUUAUAAGAUUGAUAGCUUAUGUUAUGAUGUAUGCUGAAUUGAUUCUCGACCGUCUCUUGAAUGAUGGACCUCCACUAAAAGAACCACUGCCAUACGAAGAAAUUGAAGCACCAGGGUCCGAAGAUCCAGAAUAUCGAGAAAAAUGGAUUUAUUUGUAUAGCAGUUUGCUGGAUCGAACUGUUAAUCGGUUGUUCAAAAUUCUACGGAAAGGUGUUCUCUGUACGGUCAUAAACGCCAUCAUCCGACUCAUCAAGACUAUUGCUGGAGCUGCAGACUGCAAGGGCAAACGUCUUCUUAUCAAACGCAUCCCACCUGAAAUGAUUUUCCAAUUGGCAUAUAUCGAACCGGAAUCUGUCGACUACGCGCUCAUGAAUGCGUACUGUGAUCCAGAAAACGAGGAGCAUACUAGGGUGAAGAUAAUGUUUCUCUGUGCUCAACGACGGAAAAAAGAAUUAUAG